Molecule: messenger RNA, 728 nt
Organism: Saccostrea cuccullata (small rock oyster)
Lineage: Eukaryota; Metazoa; Mollusca; Bivalvia; Ostreida; Ostreidae
Product: glutathione S-transferase-like
Exons: 5
Coding region: 64-693 (209 amino acids)
Biological process (GO): glutathione metabolic process
Molecular function (GO): glutathione transferase activity
Source: RefSeq, a predicted model, not a curated record
UAAUUUGGUUUUGAAUUUAGAAAUAUUUUUCAAAUUAACUUUUUAACAUUGGAUGGAGGCAAAAUGCCGAAAUACAAGCUGACAUAUUUUGAUCUAAGAGGACGGGCAGAGCCCAUCAGGCUUUUGUUUACAGUGGCGGGCGUCUCUUUUGAAGACGAAAGGAUCAGAAAGGAACAAUGGAUAGCUAUCAAAGACGAAACACCAGGAAAUGCGUUACCUGUUUUGUGUGUCGAUGGCUUUAUCAUUUCACAAAGUAUGGCAAUAAACAGACAUCUAGCACGAACAUUUGGUUUAGACGGAGAAACUUUGUCACAAAAAGUAAAAGUUGAUGAAAUAGUAGAAUAUCUGGUAGAAAUGAAAAAUAAAAUGGCGGAACUUCCUAUGUUGAGUGAAGAUCCAAGGAAACAGGAAUGGGCAAGGCAAGUAAUGAAAUCCUUCCAGGAGUUUAUGGUAAAAGCUUGUACCUUCAUUGAAUCACAGAUACAAAAGAAUAUGAAAGAGGGCAAAGGUUUUGCUGUUGGAAAUCGGUUGACUUUAGCCGACAUCAUGAUCUUUGAAGCAUUUGAAAACAUUUUGGCAACAAAUGGCAAUGCGUUGGACAAAUGUUCGGGAAUUACGAAAUGCCGUGCCAAAGUGGCCAACAUGCCCCGUAUCAAGGAAUAUCUAUCGCAACGACAACAUACUAAUUUUUAAAAAAAACAUGGUUUUGUUAAAAUGUUUCUGGCUAG